Messenger RNA from Seriola aureovittata, 1553 nucleotides. Its product is annotated as neurexophilin-2-like. Gene Ontology annotation, molecular function: signaling receptor binding. The transcript has 2 exons. The record is from RefSeq and is a predicted model, not a curated record. Bases 290 to 1189 code for a protein of 299 amino acids. NCBI's taxonomy places the organism in Eukaryota, Metazoa, Chordata, Actinopteri, Carangiformes, Carangidae.
GUGUGUGGUGUGGUGUGGUGUGUGUGUAUGUGUAUGUGUGUGUUGAAGGAUUGAGAGAGGGAAAAAAGAUGGAGAGAGAGAGAGAGAUGGUGGGAGGGAGAAGGAGCACUGAGCUGAGUAUUCACUCCAGAUCUUGGGGGUUUUUCAGUCUCUCACUGCGGAAUGUCCUCUCUACUUUUGAAGUGAGUGAAGCCUUUAACUCAGUAAAUCACCUUUAUUCUCUCGGGCAGUUUGCCUCUCAAACAAUCUGAAUCUCUGGAUGGAGUAACGUUGCUGCUGCAGCUGCAAAAUGAAGGCGCUGUGUUUGAACUUUGCCAUCACCUGUCUUUGGCUUCUCCCUUCAGCGGUCCAAGAAACAGCCAGGCCCUUUUACUUACAGAACCCACAAUGGAGGGAGGAGGAAGGAGGAAGAGGAGACGCUGUGGGAGCUGCACUGAAGGUUAAACAUAUCUCCAAAGAUUUACAGAUAAUCUCCACCAAACACAAAACACCUGCUUACGGUUCGCUCGGCCCGUACGGUUGGCCACAGAACUUCUCCCAAGCUUUGGAUCAGUACGUGUACCGCCCUGCUCCCAAAUCCAAACCUCCUGCUAAAACAUCCCCAAAGGCCAAGAAGAUCCUGGGCUGGGGUGAUUUUUACUUCAACGUGAAAACAAUGAAGUUCAGCCUCCUGGUGACGGGGAAAAUCGUUGACCACAUCAACGGGACUUUCAGCGUCUACUUCCGGCACAACUCCUCCCGUCUGGGGAACAUAUCUGUCAGCAUCGUCCCGCCCUCCAAAGCUGUAGAAUGGGAAGUUCUGGAUCCUCUGACUCAGAGCACUCACACCAAAAACUCAGUCCUGGUUCCGGAUGUGAUGUCUCACUUCCAGAGCCCCCCUCAGUCGACCAGUCCCCCCCCCCCUGACCAGCAGAAGCAGCAGCAGGACAUGACGAUGGUGACCGAACUUAACUGCCGGAUUGAAUACCAGAAAACCAACCGGUCCAAGAAGACCAAACCCUGCAUGUAUGACCCGGGGCAGACCUGCUACUCAGAAAACACCCAGUCCCAGGCAGCCUGGAUCUGUGCCAAACCCUUUAAGGUUAUAUGCAUCUUCAUCGCCUUCACCAGCACCGAUUACAGGCUGGUGCAGAAAAUCUGUCCAGACCACAACUUCCAGACAGAGCAGAACCAGCAGCACUUUGGUUGACAGAUUCUGCAAGGCUGAAACUGAGACAUCAAACCAUUUCUGACUUUUCACACAUCCUUCAAAAUCAUGAGUUCAGUUUUUCAAAAAUGGGUUUGAGGUUGACUGUUUUUAUACGCCGCUAAAAACUCAUUUUCAACAUGUCAGUGAGACGUAUGAUAAUGUGUUGAUAGCAGAACGUGAGCUUUGUUGUUGUCUGAAACUACACUCACCCAGUCUGACUGAUUCAUCAUAUCACUUUGUGUAUUGUGAAUUUUGUUUUCUGAAUAUGUAUUAAUUAUUAAUGUGAAGACUUUAAACCGAAACUAGUUACUUACUAUGUGAAAGAUGUGACUUCUUGACUCAUUAAUAAAACAAAAUAGAUUCA